Molecule: messenger RNA, 171 nt
Organism: Dentiscutata erythropus
Lineage: Eukaryota; Fungi; Glomeromycota; Glomeromycetes; Diversisporales; Gigasporaceae
Source: the annotation of a GenBank genome assembly
AUGCUGAAUAAGAUAAAUGCCGCGAAUGUGCCGCCCACAACACUAUGGGAAAGCAUUGUAGAAGUGACUUUCAUGGAUUCAGGUCAUGAUCACACUUUUAUGGGAGCACUUAGAGUCGAGAUAAAACUCAAUAUUAGUACUUCGCAAAAUCAAAUCAAAAUUUGGAUUUGA